GGUGUUUACUGCCACUUCUUGUAGUGCUUGUCAAGAAGAGGAUUAGCCACUGCAUAUGAUGGUGUUGGGGGAGAUUUUACCAAAUCUUUAGCUCUUUUCUGAAUCGAUUUCUUCGUUUCGUUUUCUGCUUGCCUCCUCGUCUCUCAAUCGUUUUGAAGCUUGCGGGGUUAUCUGAACAUGGGAAACAAUUCAAACAAACCUGUCAAGGAAGAAAGAAGAGAUGAUGAGAUUCUAUUAAAGAUAGUGCCUCCUUUGGACUGUGCAUAUGUUCGGUGGCUGGCUCGGGAUAUUGAGAGGAUUGAGCGCUUUACACCACGAAACCCUCGUUCGGUGAAGCCUCCGGAUCAUUACAUCGAGUUUAUGCGCUUGAAUGGAUGGUUGGAUGUGGAUUUGGAUGAUCCUGAUCUGGCCCAUCUGCUUAAGUAGACUAAUGCGUGGUUUUAAAGAAGUCAUGGAAAUUCUGUUGGUAUCUAUAUUUGUAUUGUAUAUUAAAAGUUCUGUUUAAGAGCUACAUGGACUACUCUUUGGCAGGGGUUAAAUUAUAAUAAUACUGCCAGGGAGUUGCAUAAACGUUUUCUGGUUAUGUUCAGUCAUACUACUUUAUUAACCAUCAUUUGUCAUGACUGA
Molecule: messenger RNA, 627 nt
Organism: Tripterygium wilfordii
Lineage: Eukaryota; Viridiplantae; Streptophyta; Magnoliopsida; Celastrales; Celastraceae
Exons: 2
Coding region: 178-426 (82 amino acids)
Source: RefSeq, a predicted model, not a curated record